Molecule: messenger RNA, 447 nt
Organism: Caenorhabditis briggsae
Lineage: Eukaryota; Metazoa; Nematoda; Chromadorea; Rhabditida; Rhabditidae
Exons: 3
Coding region: 1-447 (148 amino acids)
Source: RefSeq, a predicted model, not a curated record
AUGUCUUCCUCAUCAGACGUGAUCCCUGCCAGUCAGGCGACGGGUUCUGGAUGGCUCGCCACGAUGGGUACAGCUGCGGGUUGGGCGUGGGAUGGUCUCAAGGUCACUGGAAGUGUCAUCAAUGAUAUUGGAGCCAAUACGACUAGGAAUACAGUAUGCUCAACGGCUACGGUAGCCGGGGGAGUUCUAGGAGGAUGGAGUGGGUCGGCAGUUGGCGCCGCCAUCGGGUCAGUGAUCCUUCCAGGAAUCGGUACUGCAGUCGGGUCGGUUGUGGGCGGAGUCUCUGCAGGACUUGCAGCAUCAAAAGCUACUACAAUCGUCACAGAUCGGGUCCUUGACGAUUGUGACUACGAUAUCGAAACAAUCAGCUGCGAGAAAUGUGGGCGGGGCUUCCGAUGCAAAAUUUACAAAGAGGGACGGGAAACACUGUGUUGGAGAUGUAAAUAA